Messenger RNA from Meloidogyne enterolobii, 1056 nucleotides. The record is from the annotation of a GenBank genome assembly. NCBI's taxonomy places the organism in Eukaryota, Metazoa, Nematoda, Chromadorea, Rhabditida, Meloidogynidae.
AUGAACGGAUCAGAAUAUUCUUGUCUAUUAAUUUUAAACAUAACAGAAUUAAUUAUUCAUUUAUUAGCUACUUGCCCAAUUUCUACUUUUAAUUUUAUUUUAAUUUUAAAAACUUCUUUAAUUCACAAAAAUUUAAAAUUUAUUUUGUUAUGUCAAAGUUUUUGUAUUUUUUGUAGAAGUUUGGGUCGAAUUCUUGUUUUGUCCUCUAAAUUAAUUAGUGGAGAUAUUCUUUGGGGAGGCCCUGAAGAAUUUGUUUUAAUCUUUGGGUUUGCUGCUUUUUUCAGAAAUUUUGUAGCACAUGUACUGGUUAUUGAAAGGGCUUUAGCUACUUAUUUUGUUAAAAAUUAUGAAAAUUGGAAGAAGCCAUAUUUUAAUUUUAUUUGGUUUCCAAUUGUUUUUAUUCUUGCAUUAUUAAAUUCCCUCAAUUCUGUCAGCAGUAUAAUUCUUAAUUUGGCAACUUGGAGUUUUGUACUUAUCUUCGCAAUAUUAGAGAUUAUAAUAUUUACUUGGAUGUGGCAUUAUAACGAUAAAAUAUUUCAAAAUCAGUUAUUUUUUAGACAUAGUCUUACUGAAAGAUAUCAGUUAGUAGAAAAUAUUCGAACAGCAAAACAAUUAACUCCAACAUUAUUAAUUCAUUUUUUUAAUAUUUUAAUUGGGGCAUUAAUUAAUUGGGCUUUUUAUCUGCAAAUUUUUGGAACUAAAGCAACAUCUCCAUCAGCAACAUUUUAUUAUGGAUUGUUGGAUGCUUUGUUUUAUUGUACAAUUGCUUGUACUAAUUUUGCGAUUGAAUUAACUAUGAUAUUAAAUCAUCCAUAUCUUCGUCGCAACUUUUUUUCAUUUUUGUUUAAAUCAAAAUCAUUAAUAUUUAAAAUAAAAUCCCCAACAAAUACAAGAAUUGGCCCCUCAACAUCGCCACCAAUUAAUGCGUAUUUUUAUAACGGAUUUUCUUUACAAAAUGAAGCAAAAAUAAAAUUGGGUGGAAAUGAAGCUGAAAAACAUUUUGAACAAUUAAAAAGAACUUGGGAAAUUACCGAUAACAGAAGAAUAAAAAAAUAA